This is a messenger RNA of Acanthocheilonema viteae, 1191 nucleotides long. NCBI's taxonomy places the organism in Eukaryota, Metazoa, Nematoda, Chromadorea, Rhabditida, Onchocercidae. The record is from the annotation of a GenBank genome assembly.
AUGGAAAAUGUUGCUUUGGCAAUGAUGUUGUGCUGUCAGAAAGUGGUACCUGAGUCACAUUGGCAACCAUAUAUUAAAGUACUUCCCGAAAGCUUCAAUACACCUCUUUUCUUCACCGUUGAACAGUUGCAGGUUGGUGAACAUAUGCAUAGGCAUGAAUAUCUUUGCUUAAAUAAACUUACUUUCGAUGUAUAUAUUGCCUUUGCUUUUAAAAUCCGACUAGUCGUCUUUUACGAUAAAGAAAUGUUUUUGCGUCCGUCACCAUUAUUCGAAGAAUCGUUAUUGCUGUAUCGAAAUGUUUCCAGACAAUUUAUUCAUUUUUUAUUAGAAAUCAUACGUAGCGAUGAAUUUCGUCAUAAAAAGAGGAAAUCAAAAGAAGAGAUGUCAAAAAUUGAACCAAUAUAUGUUAAUUCUCCUCUUACUGCAUCAAAUUUCACCUUCGAUCUAUAUCGAUGGUCUGUUGCCUGCAUCUCAACACGUAUUAAUAUGAUACCGAGCGAAGUAUUGAAAGAUGCCACAGGUCAACCACGGAUGAUACCUGGAUUGAUACCAUUUCUGGAUAUGGCAAAUCACAGUUACACUGAAAGCGCUUUUCAUGAGGCAGUACAUUUUUCGGAUGAAUUUGAUUGUGCAAAAAUCAUCGCUGUUCGAGAUUACAAACCUGUAGAAUCGGUGAAUAUUUUUUAUGGUUGGCGAAGCAAUCGUGAUUUUCUAUUGCAUAAUGGUUUUGUACCUCUCGAGAAAAACGUUCGAGAUAUUUAUAAAUUAAAAAUUGGACUUCCAAAAUCGAAACGUGAAGAUGCACGUAUGUAUCUUUUUCAUGUCCUUGGUUUUGUUGCUGAAUCAACAAUUUUUGCUUUCGAAGUAAGCAUACGUAAGCCAUAUUUCCACGACUCAUUGUUCCGUUUUGCCCAAAUUUAUGUUUUGGACGAAGUCCCUUCAGUAGCUGAGGAAGCGGAGGAAGCAGUAAACUCUUCAUAUAAUAUCCGAAAAGCUUGGAACUUUCUCCAUGAUCGUUUCGCUCUUCUUGUUAGAGCAUAUAGCACAACGGUCGAUCAAGUCGACCCAGAAUUUAGCAGAUCUGUUGAUACAGUUAGAAAAUCCAUGAUUAUAAGAUUAAAAUUAUCAGAAAUGGAGAUUUUGCAAAAAGUGAAAGAUUUUUGCAAAGAACAGCUACUAGGAACAGCUUGA